UUCUGUGAAUCCACUGUGCCGGCGGGAGGGCGCCUGCCGCCCCAUAGUUCCUCAGUUCACGUUCGCCUUGUGUUUAAUACUAAAGGACAACACAUUGCAACAGAUCGAAGACCGCCAGUGCUGUAAAUCUUCAACACGCUCCUUGGGCUAGUGGUCUGAUAGAAUAGGGAAAGAUUAUUUACUUUAAUAAUAUAAAGUGAGAAACGUUUGAGUCUUGAAAUAACGUGCACUAUUCAUUCAAGAGCAUGCCUAUACCAAGUGAGUUUAACGUGGCCCAUGGAGUGGGGGCCAUCUGUGUUUUCAUUGGAGUCGUUCUGCACAUCAUAGGGCUGGCCACUCCCAACUGGACCACGGCUACGUUUAGGUACAUGAACCCUUUACUCUCACCAUCUGAAUAUACUGCGGAUGUAAGUGUGGGUCUGUGGAUGGACUGUGAUAAAGGUGGAUGCUCCACAAUAAAGAGUUAUAAUCUUACAGGUGCUUGGAGGGCAGCUGGAGCUUUUGCAAUUUUAGGGAUGUUGUCUAGCUUCGUCACCCUGGCAGUGGCCAUUGUCCACAUCGUCAUGCCUUUUUUCCAAAAACUUCAGUUUGAAGUCAUGUCUCUCGUAACAUUAGCAACCAGCAUUGCAACAGUGAUGCUAAUUAUCAUCUGUGUCAGCUGUUUCGGCGGCGGCGUCCACAACGUUUUUGUAUGGACAGAGAAAAGCAUCGGGUACUCUCUGGUUCUCAGCAUCAUAGGCGGCAUCGUCGUCUUCCUUGGCGGUGUAAUCUUUUACAUCCCACGUCUAAGAAAAACAUGAUCGCCUUUUUUGAAGACAUAUUUUGUACAGAAGCAUGUUCUUAUCGAAUAUAAACUUUUGUUAUCUUCACUUUUAGUAUCUAUUCUUUUUGAAAUAUAAACAUUUAUCAUUCAUUCUUUAUAGCAUUAAAUUUAGUAUCGAUGUAUAUAGUAAAGAUUUAACUGUAAUUUGUAUAAUAUAUUUUAAUAUGUAAAUAAAUCUAAAUCUAAUUACACAA
Biomphalaria glabrata is the source of this 1017-nucleotide messenger RNA. RefSeq names its product epithelial membrane protein 1-like. Lineage: Eukaryota; Metazoa; Mollusca; Gastropoda; Planorbidae. The record is from RefSeq and is a predicted model, not a curated record. Bases 246 to 800 code for a protein of 184 amino acids. The transcript has 4 exons. Gene Ontology annotation, cellular component: membrane.